Hyaena hyaena (striped hyena) is the source of this 4262-nucleotide messenger RNA. It is a transcript of the gene SLC9A8, whose product is annotated as solute carrier family 9 member A8. The transcript has 17 exons. Gene Ontology annotation, cellular component: membrane; Golgi apparatus. Gene Ontology annotation, molecular function: sodium:proton antiporter activity. The coding region runs from base 33 to 1823 and encodes 596 amino acids. Gene Ontology annotation, biological process: sodium ion transport; proton transmembrane transport; regulation of pH. Lineage: Eukaryota; Metazoa; Chordata; Mammalia; Carnivora; Hyaenidae. The record is from RefSeq and is a predicted model, not a curated record.
UCCGAUCUCGGUGGUCUUGGAGGCUCCGCAGGAUGGGGGAGAAGAUGGCGGAAGAGGAGCCCUGGGCACAUAGUAGUGAAGGAGGCCGACCAGGAGCCGCCCUCAGGUUCCCUAAUACAACUCAUGAAGGUUUCAAUGUCACCCUCCACACUACCCUGGUCGUCACUACGAAGCUGGUGCUCCCGACCCCUGCCAGGCCCAUUCUCCCCGUGCAAACCGGGGAGCAGGCUCAGCAGGAGGAAAAGUCCAGCGGCAUGACCAUCUUCUUCAGCCUCCUCGUCCUAGCUAUCUGCAUCAUACUGGUGCAUUUACUGAUCCGAUACAGAUUACAUUUCUUGCCAGAGAGCGUUGCUGUUGUUUCUUUAGGUAUUCUCAUGGGAGCAGUUAUAAAAAUUAUAGAGUUUAAAAAAUUGGCAAAUUGGAAGGAAGAAGAGAUGUUUCGUCCAAAUAUGUUUUUCCUCCUCCUGCUUCCUCCUAUUAUAUUUGAGUCAGGAUAUUCAUUACACAAGGGUAACUUCUUUCAAAAUAUUGGUUCCAUCACCCUGUUUGCUGUCUUCGGUACGGCAAUUUCCGCAUUUGUAGUAGGUGGAGGAAUUUAUUUUCUGGGUCAGGCUGAUGUAAUCUCUAAACUCAACAUGACAGACAGUUUUGCAUUUGGCUCCCUGAUUUCUGCUGUUGAUCCAGUGGCGACUAUUGCUAUUUUCAAUGCCCUUCACGUGGACCCAGUGCUCAACAUGCUGGUUUUUGGGGAGAGUAUUCUCAACGACGCCGUCUCCAUUGUCCUGACCAACACAGCUGAAGGCUUAACAAGGAAAAAUAUGUCAGAUGUCAGUGGGUGGCAAACAUUUGUACAAGCCCUUGGCUACUUCCUCAAAAUGUUCUUUGGCUCAGCAGCACUCGGCACCCUCACUGGCUUAAUCUCUGCACUAGUGCUAAAGCAUAUUGACUUGAGGAAAACACCUUCCUUGGAGUUUGGCAUGAUGAUCAUUUUUGCUUAUCUUCCUUAUGGGCUCGCAGAAGGAAUCUCGCUCUCAGGCAUCAUGGCCAUCCUGUUCUCGGGCAUCGUGAUGUCCCACUAUACGCACCAUAACCUGUCCCCGGUCACCCAGAUCCUCAUGCAGCAAACCCUGCGGACCGUGGCCUUUCUGUGCGAAACAUGUGUGUUUGCAUUUCUUGGCCUGUCCAUUUUUAGUUUCCCUCACAAGUUUGAAAUUUCCUUUGUCAUCUGGUGCAUAGUACUUGUACUGUUUGGCAGAGCGGUGAACAUUUUCCCUCUUUCCUACCUCCUGAAUUUCUUCCGUGAUCAUAAAAUCACGCCGAAGAUGAUGUUCAUCAUGUGGUUUAGUGGCCUGCGGGGCGCCAUCCCCUACGCGCUGAGCCUGCACCUGGACCUGGAGCCCAUGGAGAAGCGGCAGCUCAUCGGCACCACCACCAUCAUCAUCGUGCUCUUCACCAUCCUGCUGCUGGGCGGCAGCACCAUGCCCCUCAUCCGCCUCAUGGACAUCGAGGACGCCAAGGCGCGCCGCAGGAACAAGAAGGACGUCAACCUCAGCAAGACGGAGAAGAUGGGCAACGCCAUCGAGUCGGAGCACCUGUCCGAGCUCACGGAGGAGGAGUAUGAAGCCCACUACAUCAGGCGGCAGGACCUCAAAGGCUUCGUGUGGCUGGACGCCAAGUACCUGAACCCCUUCUUCACGCGGCGGCUGACCCAGGAGGACCUCCACCAUGGGCGCAUCCAGAUGAAAACUCUCACCAACAAGUGGUACGAGGAGGUGCGCCAGGGCCCCUCCGGCUCCGAGGACGACGAGCAGGAGCUGCUGUGACCAAGCAGGGCCCCCCACGGCUCCCGGGACAGACACUCCGCGGGGGCCCCCGGCGCCGCUUGCACUGGGCAGCCCCCUCGGGGUAGAUGGAAGCAGGCCACAUGAAGCAGAGGCCACGGUCCUCUUAAACCCGGCAUCCCCGGCCCUCGGAGCCAGCUGUCCGCUUCUGAAACCAGCCAUCUCCCCGGGCCACACUGAGCCGGACCUCUGCCCCUGAUGUUGCUCCUGAGCCCGCAGAUCGGAGGGGCCGCCUGUCCAGGUAAAUUCUCCUGCUUCCGCAGCCAGCGCGACUCGUCAUCCGCUGAGCUGUGGUGCGUGCGGAGACGGGCGGCGCCGUGAGGCCCGGCUGUGCCGGGGGCGGCCAGGGGAGCACUGGCGCGCGGCUUCUGCCUUCCCGCCACGGCCUUCGUCCCGGGAGCACCUGCUGAGGCCGGGACGGGGGUCUGUUCCAGCAGGCCGAGGAGCCUGCCACGCCCCGUUGGUCACCGAGGUGCCUCUGGCCUCAGCAGCGGCAAUUCUGACUGAAGUGGUGGGCUCCGAAAUCUGGAAAAUGUCAUGCUGCCCUUGGUGAUGUUGCUCACACUCCUUGAGAAAAAAACCGAGUGAAAACCCUCUUUACCUCUGACUGGCACCUCGCAGGCUGUCUCCCUGGGUGGCAGGCAGCGACUGGCCUUCUCUGGGAAUAUUGUGAAUGUUUACACUGGUACCGGGCAGGGGGCACACGGGCCCUUCUCUAAAGCCCCAUUAAAGCUGCAGCCGUGGGUUUUGGGGGUGAGGGAGCCUAUCUUGUGGGGUCAGAGCGCCCUCUGGAGGGAGAAGCCGGAGGUAUAGGGCUUACGCGUGCCAGCAUUGCCAGCUUCUAACUCCGUUUAAACUCAUGCACUUUUGCAAAGCAGUGAGAACCUAGCAAUGGCCUCCCUCCCUCGAGGGACCUUAUUGGUCCAUAGGCCCCACUGCCUGGGCCCCGUGCCGGCCGCCCGCUGUGUACCUGCUACCACCUUGCUGCCCUCUCCCGGCCCCGUACUAGCGUAGGUUUCAGCUGGCCGGAGAACAGGAGCAGGGCCACUCGCUCACGCGCUCACCCCGCCCUGGCCGGGUCCCGGGUCCCGGGUCCCGGGCCCAGCGGAGGGAGCCACCCGUCACGCUCAGAUGAAGUGGAGUCACUGACUUGCGCCUCGCUCCUCACCCGCCCUCCACGAGCCUCACAGCUGCUAGGCUUCGCUCACCUGUGGGCCGGUGGCACAUCCCCCCUGUGGCUCCGGGUCCCUGCCCCGGGACUGGGCACCCACUGGGCUCGUUUAAUUCCUCACGUGCGGUCGGUCCUUGGUCCUCCGUGGGGACACCGUGGGCCGGCACAGACCCUGGGCUGGCAGCACGUAUGUGUGCGUCCCUGCUGCCUGCUCUGGAAGGACUGACCUCGCCGGGACUCUGCUGCCCAGCCCGCCAGGCCAGGCCCCUGCCUGAGCCCCUCCCCCUCCCCGGAAGAACGGGGCCUGUCGGGCUGGAAGCACAGGGUUUCCUUUUUAUGCAUGGAAAGUAAAUCUGUACUUGAUAGGGUUAAAAUACGGUCAUUUCUCUUUUUGUAACCUCCCACUUUAACCCCGCAACUUAAGCCAAACACAAGUAUUUUACUCCACCUCAUACCUUCACUGGAGGAGAAACACCAUGCACAGUUCUGGUCUCUGUCAUUUCCUACUUUUAGUGGAAGAGUCAGAGAAGAGGUCAACGAGGGAAGGGACCUUGUCCACCCCUGGGGGGAGCUGGGCAGGGAUCCACGACUAGAGUGUUCUCUCGUUCCCCGGCCCGUAAGUGGUCUGCCUUCUUUCUUGAAGUUCAUGGUCCGAUCUCAGAAGUGUAACUUGCAUUGCAAACUCCAUAGUUUACCAGAAAAUUUAGUGGGAAGGGAGCUGUGAGUUCAUAGACCAUAGCAGCGAAAACACGAUCUUCUCAAUUCAGACCUCCCCUUGUCACCAGGUCCCGUCUGGCCUCCCACUUUUAGCAGAGACCUGAAAAUGACACUGAAGUAGAGAAGGGUCCCCAGGGUGGAAGGUCCCCAGGGCUUCGCUCAGUGGGCAUGGGGCACCUUUCCUGGCAGGUGCCAGCACCAGCUUGGGUCUCCCGUGCUCCUCGUCUGCCCCCUGCUGGCCAAGGGAGGUUUGGCAGGCCGGAGAGCAUUCCCAGGACAGGCGAGCCCUGCGGACCUCAGGUCUGUCUUCGCCUUUGUCACAGGCAAAGCUCAUGAAGAUGGAUUUUCCUGAUGGGUUUUUACAUUUAUUUAUUUUUGAGAGACAGAGUGAGACAGCGUAUGCAGGGGAGGGACUCUGGUAAAUUUUUAAAAGUGCCUGAGAAUCAGAAAUUUGCUGCUGUCUACCUUUUGCAUACCUAAUAAUUCUAUUUGGGGCAGGAAACGCCUAGUCGAUUAAAAAAUAUCCAGCAUAA